AUGACUCUCUGGCUGGGUGAUGAGCCAUCGCGUUUACCACCGACGGCGCUCAGCCACUAUUCUGUUUCUGGGUUGGUCUUCGACGGAACAGGUCGCGUACUUAUGGUUCUCGAGCGAUGUCGCCAGAAUCGCCGCGUAUCCUUUUGGAAGUUCCCCGGUGGUGUGCCUGAAACAAAUGAGCCUUUGGUAAAGACGGCUGAAAGAAAGGUUCUCGAAGAAACUGGGGUUGCCGCUAAAGGCGAAGCCAUCAUCUCUCUAAGAGACGAGAUUAAUUCGUUGCCAAGAGAUCAGUUAUUCGGUCCGGAUCGCAACGUUUGGCAGGCGUACCUGGAAUCUCUUGAAGACGUUGGGGGAGAGGAGUUGUAUGAAGCCACCGACAAAGGCGUCACUUCGAAAAUGUUCAACUUCACCUUUUCUUGA
This is a messenger RNA of Haemonchus placei, 420 nucleotides long. NCBI's taxonomy places the organism in Eukaryota, Metazoa, Nematoda, Chromadorea, Rhabditida, Trichostrongylidae. The record is from the annotation of a GenBank genome assembly.